AUGAUACUCGCCUUGAGGGCCAGCAAGCUACUGGAAGUGGCAGCCACAGUCAUUACUUUGCUCUUCGUUUUUGUCUCUUUUCUCAUCAAUUAUGAACGGGAAACCCACAGCACGUCUUUGGUCCCACGGAAGACUUCCUUACGAGUGAUAUGUGUUGGUCUUACAUCGGGUUCUUACAUUGCUGAUGUGACUGCUUCUCUGCAGCGCCAUGGACCUGGUCCUACUCCAGAUUAUCUAUUCAUGACUGCCACUUUUGCCUUGGCAUGGGCUUCAACCUGCCUCCGCAAAGAGCUACGCAUUUCCGAAAUCUUUGGUCUCUCCACAAUCUCGGUCGCAUUUGGAAUUCCACUACUGGCCCUAGGUGCCAUGUAUCCAGUAAGUUCCACUGCAUACAAAGCAUUGCUGGCCAUUGGGUUUAUUCGACUGCUUCUGGUGGCUGCGAUGCUCAUCGAUUGCCUCGUGUGCUAUCUUUCACACGGAAGGGCACUGAAGCAAGAAGAAGCACAGGAGGUGCAGCCCCUCCUGGGCGAGUCGAAUGGCCAGGUCGCCCACACUCAGGUCUCAUACAGCAACGCCUCGCGCUCAUCCGAAUCUUGCCAUACUAGUGAGUCUUCCAGUGACGAAUGGGACUCGGAUCAUCCCGACGAUGAAGAGGAUGAGAUUAGCGACACUCGGGCCGGCCAGCUUCGUAAGAGCGGCAGCUGGAUGGUCUAUCUCCACAACUUUAAGAUAUUUCUGCCAUACCUCAUCCCCAGAAAGGACCUCAAAGUGCAAGCCUGUAUCCUUGCUUGCGUGCUUUGUCUGAUCACCGAUCGCUUCUUGAACGUCCUGGUUCCUCGCCAGCUUGGGAUUGUUGCCGACAAACUCUUUGUAAGAGAGAUGCCAUUUUCAGACCUGGGCAUUUACUUCAUCCUGAAUCUGCUGCAUGGCGAUUCGGGCUUGCAAAUGAUUCGGGCGCUAGCCAAAAUUCCUAUCGAACAAUUUUCGUAUCGUCAACUUACAAACGCCGCCUUUAACCAUGUCAUGGGCCUGGCAAUGGAGUUCCACUCUGAAAGAGACUCUGCUGAGGUGAUGAAAGCCAUUGAACAGGGUGAAACGCUAACUAAUAUCCUGGAGACCGCCAUCCUGGAGAUUGUGCCAACUGUUAUCGAUCUGUGUGUGGCGUUUGGAUUUCUCUAUAUAAAGUUCAAUUCGUCGGCUGCACUAUGCAUGCUCAUCGCAUCGCUAGCAUUCAUGGCUCUUGAAGUCGUCACCUCCAGCUGGAACGUGGAAAACCGCCGGCGACUGACCAAGGCCGAGAGGGCCGAGGCGCGGGUCAUGCACCAAGCCAUUCAGGGGUGGCAGACUGUCUCCGCCUUCAGCAUGUUUUCGUAUGAGAAAUAUCGCUUUGGAGGGGCUGUCGACAAGCACCUCAUGGCAAAGCUAAACUGGUCCCUUAGGGAUGUGUAUACCAGUGCUUUGACAGAGGCGCUCGUCCCAGUUACCUUCUUCUGUCUUACGUGCCUCAUUGCCAACGAGGUCUACCGGGGACGUGCAUCUCCCGGUGACUUUGUCUUUCUAAUUCAGUAUUGGGAUUACCUUAUUUGGCCGAUCCGGUUUCUAUCGCACGAAUACCGCGGGCUAGUGCAGCAGCUUAUCGAUGCAGAGCGGCUGCUCGAUUUGCUCACAACGGAGCCCGCAGUCGCAGACAAAGAAGACGCUCUAGAUCUGGGUCCAGUGAAAGGGCACGUCGAGUUCGAAAAGGUGGGCUUCGCGUACAGUGCUGACAGAAUUGCGAUCCAGAACAUCAACAUUUCUGCGCCACCUGGUGAGACUAUUGCCCUCGUUGGCACCACCGGGGCAGGCAAGUCGACCCUCAUAAAGCUGCUGCUCCGUUACUACGAUGUAACAUCGGGUAGAAUCAAGAUUGACGGUCAUGAUGUUCGCGACGUGACGCAGGGCUCGCUGCGAAAUGUCCUCGGCGUGGUUUCACAGGACCCUAUUCUCUUCAACGCAUCGAUCAUGGAGAACCUUCGCUAUGCGAAAGUCUCUGCCUCAGAUGAAGAGGUCUACGAGGCGUGUCGAUCUGCCGCCAUUCACGACAAGAUCCUCUCCUUCCCCAAGGGCUACAACACGAAAGUCGGCGAAAGAGGGGUUAAACUGUCUGGAGGGGAGGUGCAGCGUUUGGCAAUUGCGCGAGUUUUUUUGAAAGACCCGCCAAUCCUUGUGCUAGAUGAAGCAACGAGUUCCGUCGAUACGGAGACCGAGUCGCAAAUCCAGGGCGCGCUGAAGCGGUUGAGUAGGAAGAGGACCACAUUUGUCAUUGCCCACCGGCUCUCGACCGUUGUUAGCGCGGACCAGAUCUUAGUUUUGCACGAGGGAACAAUUGUUGAAAGGGGUAGCCACGAGGAUCUGUUGCGCAAGCGCCUCAGGUACUACAAUUUGUGGCAGAAGCAGCUUGCUGGUUCAGCAGAGGCAUUGGUCGAGCUAUAG
Penicillium canescens is the source of this 2472-nucleotide messenger RNA. RefSeq names its product ABC transporter ATP-binding protein. The transcript has a single exon. Gene Ontology annotation, cellular component: membrane. Lineage: Eukaryota; Fungi; Ascomycota; Eurotiomycetes; Eurotiales; Aspergillaceae. The coding region runs from base 1 to 2472 and encodes 823 amino acids. Gene Ontology annotation, molecular function: ABC-type transporter activity; ATP binding; ATP hydrolysis activity. Gene Ontology annotation, biological process: transmembrane transport. The record is from RefSeq and is a predicted model, not a curated record.